Drosophila bipectinata is the source of this 2303-nucleotide messenger RNA. RefSeq names its product Carnitine palmitoyltransferase 2 (gene CPT2). Gene Ontology annotation, molecular function: carnitine O-palmitoyltransferase activity. Gene Ontology annotation, biological process: fatty acid beta-oxidation. Gene Ontology annotation, cellular component: mitochondrion. The record is from RefSeq and is a predicted model, not a curated record. Lineage: Eukaryota; Metazoa; Arthropoda; Insecta; Diptera; Drosophilidae.
GUGCCAGCAGCUGAUGUGGCUAGCGAAUUUUUUGUUGUUGAUUUUGCGCUGGACUUUGAAACCGCCACUCGGAAUUUAUUGUUAUUCUACUUCUGCAAACAAUAAGCCGCCCGCGAUGUUCCGCACUCGAGUGAACCCAAAGCUGUCGUGCGUUACGAGGAACUCCUUGAGAACGCGGACGACGACGACCCAUGGCCAGCACUACCAGUACCUACAGUGCUCCAAGCUUCCUACGCUCUACUUUCAACGUUCCCUGCCCCGGCUGCCCAUUCCCUUGCUGGAGAACACCUGCCAGAGGUUCUUGGCAGCCACCAAACCGCUGCUCUCUGCCACCGAGCAGGCAGACACCCAGAGCACUGUCGAAAACUUUCGACAGGGAAUCGGAAUGGAGCUGCAUGCAAAGCUAAAGCAGCAUGAUGUUGACCACAAGCACACCAGCUAUAUAUCGCAGCCUUGGUUCGACAUGUACCUUGCCGAUCGAGCUCCCUUGCCGCUGAACUACAACCCUCUCCUGGUGAUGAAGAGCGACACCCGAAAGGAGUACCAGGAUCAGGUGGUGAGGGCCACCAACCUUGUGAUUAGCUCACUGCGCUUCUGGCGAUCUCUGCAGGCGGACCUGCUCGAGCCGGAGGUCUAUCACAUGAACGCUAAAAAGAGCGACAACGACAGCUACCGGCGAUGGAUGAAAGUGGCGCCGACGGCCUUUGCCACCUACGCCUCGUACGCAUUCAAGGCUUUCCCGCUGGACAUGAGCCAGUACAACCGACUUUUUGGCACCGCAAGGAUUCCGCGGUUGGGCAAGGAUGAACUGGUGCAGUCCCCCAACUCCAAGCACAUCUUAGUACUGCGUCGCGGCCACAUGUACGCCGUAAAUGUCCUCGAUUCUAGUGGCUUUAUUGAAAGUCCCAGCGUGAUUCUGGGUCGAUUGAGGGCAGUGAUCAAGUUGGACGCUGAUCGAGAGGCCGCGACUGUUCCAUUGGGCGUCCUAACCUCUGGCCAGCGGGAUCAAUGGGCCCGCACCCGGGAGCAGUUUGUGAGCAAUCCCAAGAACGCAGAUCUGCUCCAAAGCGAGGUGGAUGCAGCGUUGUUUUGCGUGUGUCUAGAUGGGGAAGAAGAUGGUGUCUUCGAUGAAAAUAGCCAAGAGCCUCUGUUGAAGCAUCUGUUGGCCGGUAAAGCAACGAAUAGGUGGUUUGACAAAUCUAUUUCCCUGCUGAUCAGCGCCGAUGGCACCACGGCCAUCAACUUCGAGCACUCUUGGGGCGAUGGCGUUGCUGUGCUGCGAUACUUUAACGAGCUCUACAAGGACACUCUGAAGCAGCCGUUCGUAUCCACGGAGACUCCCCACACACCCGCCGAAGGUGACUUCACAAAUGUGCGGCCCAUCAACUUCGAGAUCGAUGACGCCACCCGGUCGGCGGUUCAAGAGGCCUAUGAGAAAAACGCGAGCAUUGUGGACAGCUUGGACAUGAAUGUGCUAAAGUAUCCGCACAUCAACAAGCCGACCUGUAAACAGUUCGGCCUCAGUCCCGACUCCAUCAUCCAGCUGGCCUUCCAGUUGGCCUACCGCCAAGCCUUCAACGGCUAUGUGGGCACUUACGAGUCGUGCAGCACCUCCGCCUUCCGACAUGGCCGAACGGAAACAAUGCGCCCCUGCACCACAGCCACGCAAGACUUUUGUGAGGCGGUUCUUCAGCCGGAGGGGAAGAAGCCCAGUGCCGGAGAGCUCCGCGCCAUGAUAGACCAGUGCAGCAAGGUGCACGGCCAGCUAACGAAAGAGGCGGCCAUGGGGCAGGGCUUUGAUCGCCAUUUGUUCGCCCUUCGCCACACGGCUCAGAAAGAAGGCAUACCUGUGCCGGAGAUAUAUGAGACUGAGGCCUAUCGGCGCAUCAACAACAACAUAAUAAGCACCUCCACUCUGGGAUCUGAUGCCCUGCUCGCUGGCUCCUUUGGUCCGGUUGUCAGGAACGGAUUUGGAAUCGGCUAUUCCAUUCAAAACGAUUUUGCUGGCGCCAUAGUCACCACAUACAAAAACCAGGCCGAUGGCAAAGUUUUUAUAGACAGCCUGAGUUCCGCCUUUGAUAAAAUCUACUCUGUAAUCCAGCAAAGCAGGAGUGGCAGUAACAAGCAGUAGGAGACUAUGCUACCCUAAAGGACUUUCCCCCAUGGAUUUUCAAGCGAAACAAUGAGAUUUAUUUUGAUGCUUUUACAAUUUGUAGUAUCCCAUGUGUCUGAAUUGCAAUAUCUUUACCGAGCUCUACAAUUUAUAUAUUAUACACUGAAAACAUUCUGCCCCAUUUAUAGCA